Molecule: messenger RNA, 1824 nt
Organism: Daucus carota subsp. sativus
Lineage: Eukaryota; Viridiplantae; Streptophyta; Magnoliopsida; Apiales; Apiaceae
Product: 7-deoxyloganetin glucosyltransferase
Exons: 2
Coding region: 185-1669 (494 amino acids)
Molecular function (GO): quercetin 7-O-glucosyltransferase activity; quercetin 3-O-glucosyltransferase activity
Source: RefSeq, a predicted model, not a curated record
AAAUAGAUACCUGACAAUUUUAACGCUAUGAAUUUUAAAUCCUUCACAUCUCGCAAAGUUGAUUGGUUUGAGUAAAACUUUCAACCAAAUCAUUUUUUAUAAUCAUGAUGAUCCCAAGAGUAGUUGUAUACUUGUAUGGUACUAACAUGUAUGGUAUAACAUAAUAAGCUUGGAAGGGUGUUUUAUGGUACUAACACAAAAUUUUAUUAGAACAUCUAUGGAUUCAUCGACAAGGGCAGCAGCAGAGAAGCAGGCUCAUGUAGUUUGCAUACCAGCCCCUUCUCAAAGCCACAUUAAGGGAAUGUUGAAAAUGGCCAGGAUCCUUCACAGCAAAGGCAUUUUUAUUACGUUUGUGAAUACGGAGUUCAAUCACAAACGCUUUCUCAAAUCAGGAGGCCUUCAAUCUCUAGGAGACGUGGCUAGUUUUAGAUUCGAAACCAUCCCUGAUGGCCUUCCUCCAUCUGAUGCUGACAAAACCCAAGAUAUACCUCAACUUUUGGUAUCCAUCUUUGAGAAAAGAAUGCUGCCUCCAUUUCAGAAUCUCCUCGCGGAGCUUAAUGCUGGAACGUAUCAGGUCACUUCUAUACUCUCUGAUGGUUUUAUGCCUUUCACGGCUGAUGCUGCACAUUCACUUGGAAUUCCUAUUGUUUUGCUUUGGACAAUUUCUGCUUGUGCAUUUAUGGGAUUUUAUCAGUUCAAAAAUGUGCUUGAAAGAGGUCUCGUACCACUUAAAGAUGAGAGCUAUCUAACAAAUGGUUAUCUGGACACCAUAAUAGACUGGAUCCCAGGCAUGCCAGAUAUUCGUCUGGGGGAUCUUCCAAGCCAUGUUAGAAUAAUGGAUCCAGUUGAUACCCUAUUCCACUAUUUUGUCGAAUGUACUCAGAGAGCGGCUGAUUGCACAGCAUUUGUACUUCAAACCUUCGAUGAUUUGGAACAAGAACUUGUCAAUGUCAUCUCAUCUAUGUUUAGAACCGUAUUUACAAUAGGCCCUCAACAGUUGCUCGUUGACCAAAUACCAUUAGACCGUAAAGAGGGUCUGAAGAGCAUUGGAUAUAGUCUCUGGGAAGAGGAUAAAACAUGCCUACAGUGGCUGGAUUCCAAAGAAGCAGACUCUGUUGUUUAUGUGAACUUUGGAAGUAUAACAGUCAUGUCUGCAGAGCAACUGCUGGAGUUCGGUUGGGGGCUAGCUAAUAGCAACUGCUGCUUCUUAUGGAUAAUUAGGCCAGAUUUGAUCAUGGGUGAAUCCGCAGUUACUUUAGGAGUUGAAUUUAUGGAUGCAGUCAAGAAUAGGGGCCUCAUUUCAAGCUGGUGUCCACAAGAGGAUGUUCUCAACCACGUAUCGGUAGGAGGGUUCUUGACACAUGGAGGGUGGAACUCAAUCAUAGAGAGCAUAAUAGCCGGAGUGCCAAUGCUCUGCUGGCCUUUCUUUGGAGAUCAAACGAUAAACUGCAAGUUCAUGUCUGAUGAAUGGGGUUGCGGAUUGGAGAUUCCUAAUAACGUCAAGCGAGAUGAUGUGGAGAAGCUUGUUAGACUAUUAAUGGAUGGAGCAGAGGGUAAGAAAAUGAGAAACAAGGCAACAGAAUGGAAGAAUUUGGCAAAGAAGGCUUGUGCGCCAGAUGGCUCAUCUUCCCUUAAUUUGGACAAACUUGUUCUUCUUUUGAAGAACUAGAAUAUCUGAAAGAUGUUUAUAAAUUCUAGGUUUAAAUUUCCUGCAAACUUGUUAUGCUUAUCGAAUAAACAGGAGUCACCUCCUCUAUCCUUGUAUGUUUACUCUGCUAAUAAUGUUCAUUAGUGUAUUUAAGGAUUGUUGCUGAAAAAAAUGUA